Cylicostephanus goldi is the source of this 168-nucleotide messenger RNA. NCBI's taxonomy places the organism in Eukaryota, Metazoa, Nematoda, Chromadorea, Rhabditida, Strongylidae. The record is from the annotation of a GenBank genome assembly.
ACUCCAUUCGCCGCGAAGCUCGUCUUUAUCCUAGCGCUUAUUGCCGCCAUGGUUGGCUAUGUUCACUACAACGUAAAUCUGGACUAUUUGGGUUUUGUCUGCAUGGCCUACAACAUUCUGAACUUCGGUUCGCCCCUGGCUGGUCUGGUGAGUUUUUCUACACUUUAA